Messenger RNA from Fomitiporia mediterranea MF3/22, 696 nucleotides. RefSeq lists its product as uncharacterized. The annotation marks the transcript as partial. The record is from RefSeq and is a predicted model, not a curated record. Gene Ontology annotation, cellular component: rDNA heterochromatin; SHREC complex. The transcript has 5 exons. Lineage: Eukaryota; Fungi; Basidiomycota; Agaricomycetes; Hymenochaetales; Hymenochaetaceae. Gene Ontology annotation, biological process: silent mating-type cassette heterochromatin formation.
CUAUGGGUAAACGAACCUUUACGAGGGCUCCUGACGACCAUAAACGAUAUUGGCAAGAGAUGGUAGGGACAUACCUGCGGAACGAAAUGAAAUUGGCUCCUGAACUUCGACGUGACCUGAUAUUCUCGCUGGAGUUUCCUAGAAGCUAUGAACUAUAUGGCAAUAUGAGAGCUAAUGGAGCCUUUGACUACUACUUAAUCGGUUUUCAUAGAGACGGCUCUGUAGAAAAGUUUGACUCCCCAGCCAACUUUGUCCUACACGCCAAAUGGCUCGCAUACGGUUGCCCACCGAGUAUUUGCGGAUGCAAACCUUGUUCAAGAAGGUCGCAAAGAGAUAUUAGUAAUCAGCUGACGCUUGGGGGCGCAAAGAUAUCACAGCCGCGCGACGAAUCUACUACGACAAAGGCAUCCGCAGCUAGGAGAUUCAAGGAACAUAAAAAGCAGAUUGCUAGGAAGCCAUAUGAAAGGAUGUAAUCUUUAGAUACUAUGGGGUAAAUGCACUGAAGAAUUGUUUUGUGUAAUUCAAUACCAGCGGCUACGGGCAAUCACGUCAGAAACUAUUUAUAAACUUGAAACCCCCUUUUCUCAUAUGGACGCGAGUAGUGAAACUGGCUGAAAUAUACUUUUAUAAUGCCGAGACAAGCUUGGCUUAUGAAGAGGAGUGUUGGCCGGCAUUUGUGUUUAUCUGACAAAAUAU